This is a messenger RNA of Pygocentrus nattereri (red-bellied piranha), 2451 nucleotides long. RefSeq names its product aurora kinase A and ninein-interacting protein. The record is from RefSeq and is a predicted model, not a curated record. The coding region runs from base 459 to 1826 and encodes 455 amino acids. Gene Ontology annotation, biological process: spindle organization. Gene Ontology annotation, cellular component: spindle pole; centrosome. The transcript has 3 exons. NCBI's taxonomy places the organism in Eukaryota, Metazoa, Chordata, Actinopteri, Characiformes, Serrasalmidae.
AUCACUAUCAAUCGGAUAUUGAAUACAUUACUUAACUUUUUGUUUUGCUCUACAGAUUCAGUUUGGCAUUAACCCGUGUUUGUGCGGGAAUUACACCGUAUUGGAUAUAUUUGGCAACCCAACAACCCCCAAACAAAUCCUGUGCGCGGGAACGGCGUUCAUGAGGACUCACAUCAACAGCUGAGCAGCAGAACUAGCUUAAACUUAAACCCUGUAGUUAGUUCGUAGAGCAGUGUGUAAACUGUGUAGUUAUGCUGUUUCUGCCCGUUUUAGCUGAUGUGUGACCGUCGGUUAACCCAGCCAGCUCGCCUCAGCCAACCAACUAGUUACAGCUUAGUAAACCGUUGGCGUUGGUCCGGGUGUUUGGUAGUUAUCGUCAGCUGGAUAUUUAGGGAAAAGCGUUAUUUUAAACCCUUGGACCCUUUUGGUUGCGGUGCAGCGUUAGCUAAAGUGUGAGCAUGAAAACCAUCGAGAAAAAGACGACUGAAGUCGUCCCAGCAGCAGCUUCAGAGGAGUGCGGCGUGUGGCUCGACGCCACCGAGUUACGAGCAAAGAAGAGACAGAAACGACUUGUGCGGCCGAUAUCCAAAGUACUGAAUCCACUGGCUCGGUCAGGUGGUUACAGCAUGGCAGUAGCACUGAGCUUCACCCAGACCAAGAUGAAGAUGCCUGCCACAAAGCAGAGCACCAUAUCGGCAUUCUUUCUGCCGCAGAGUGAAGUGAGUAAAGAUACGGAAGAACGUAGUUCUUCUCUUCCCUCAGAGAGUUCCUCUACUCCGCUUCCUGAGCCACAUCUGGGGACCAAACGAAAGCAUGCGAUGACCACAGACUUGCAGGAGGCAAAUAAUAAGACCAGUCACACCUCUCAGGUACACUCACAGGAGAUUGAUGCGGAUUUAGAGAGCGAGUCAGUUGAAAUCUGUAAAGACCGGAAGAAAGAGCAACAUUUUUUCCGUUUGAUUUGGGGAUAUCAGUCAGAGGAGCCUGAGCCAGCAGAAAAGAGAAGACUUCCUGAAGAUGCUGCUUUUGAAAACAACACACAAACACUAAAGGAAAGCAACCAAGCCACGUUUCACAGAUGUAGAAUGAUGGAUGAGAUUCAAGAUAAGCCAGAAACUUUGCAUUACAAUGUUCAGGUACAGCAAGAUUCAGUGCAUCAGGAUUCUCCUUGUAAUCAGUUGCAUAGGAGCAGUUUUAGGGCGAACAGCAGUGGUUCUUCAGCUUCUCUUUCUGCAGAGGAUGUACAGUGGCAGGAAAACCUAAGGGCCUGUGCUGUAAUGCACAGGAACACUUGUCAGAAGCCUGUUUUAACUACAAGAUCAGGCGCAGAGAAACACACAGCAAAACAUAGCCAGAAUCCUCAUAAAGAGCUGGAGAUUUCUGUGCAGAAGCAAAAUUAUACUCAGAGGUCACAUGUGAAGAGAAAGGAUAAAGAGAAUAUUGGACCCACAUCACCCACACGUGAUACUGGAGUUCCACCUGUUAACCGGCUGCCGUCUCCCAGCCCAGUCAAGUGCUUUUCAAAUUUCGAAAAGCCAAGUGUCUUUGAAAGGGUGAAGCUUUACCAGUCAGCCAAGAAGUCUUUAGAGAACGAGCAAGACUCUUUUGCCAUGUUAUUCACUCAAGACUCGGAAGGUUUUCGGGUGAUUGCCAAUAGCAGCCAACAGACUAGAUGUGCGCUGAAGGACCGAACCAACUCAACUGAAGACCGAGAAAACUGGAACCUACCACCCGUAAAGUGUCUGGAAAUGGAGGAGGACUCACAGGUAGAGCCAGAGGUGCUUUUCACACAGGACUCGCAAGGAAACCUGGUCAUCAGACACUGAAGGUUAUUGCACUGGAAUGGCAUAAGCGGAUGUGUAUGAGAAUGCAGUUUGGAAAGAUGUUUGAACUGUACUUGCUUUCGUCUGGGCAGCAGUUAACAAACAUUUGUGCAUCCGAGUAUCAUCAAGGCGGCUAGACGGUGCUUUAAGGUUCUAGCAAACAGAGUCACAGGAAGGGCAAAAGUAUUAUCCAGCGAACAAACAGUGAGAAACAUAAUGAGGUUCAGAAUGGUCUCAGGAUUUUAAAGACAUUCAAACCUUUCAUCUUUACCCAUUUUGAAAGCUGAAAUCUCACUGAUUGAAUACAGCAGCUUUUUUUAUCCAAAAAAUUCUUUGUAAUUAUUUUUAAUUUUGUGUUGGUAAAUUUUAUUUGUUUGCUGUUUUGUUUGUGUAGAAGCUUGCAUGUGCAGAUGCUGCUAAGAAUGCUUACUGAUGACUGUUAUCUGUGGUCUGAGACUUAAAGCACAACAACCAAACUCAAGAGAACCAACUGCUUUUUAUACCACUAGAUGGCAGUCUUUCUAAAAACAUUGCCUCUGUCAGGAUUUUCCUGAUCCAGUUUUAACCUGUUUGAAGCGCUUCUUUGUUCGUCUAAUCUGGCUGUGCACAAUAAAAAAGUCAAAUUGUA